AUGAAAGCUCAAGGAAAAAUUUACAUAAAAACCUCGGAAAGGGAAGACGAUUUUUUGCCAACGGUGACGUGUAUGUUCGCAUUCGCUAAGACCUUCGGGAUACCGACUUAUGGUGGUAAAGUGGCAUUAAUAAUGUCUGUAACAAUAUUGUUAAUGUUAAUAAUUCUUGAGAUCUCUUCUAUUUGGAAACUGGUUCGGACUCUUAACGGCUGGGAUCAAAAUCCAAAUGGCAGUGUAAUAGCUCGCUUGUCAGGCUCUAUAUUUUAUGGCAAUGGUCUAUUAUCUAUGCUCAUAACGUGGAAACUGGCAAGAAAGUGGCGCUCUCUAUCUAAGUUGUGGUUGGAACUGGAAACCAAAUGUAGCUUGCAUUUUCCUCCAAACACCAAAAUCAGAAGACGCCUUUUAUUCGUCGCUGGAUAUACAGUGUUUUGUGCAUUUGUGGAGCACAUGCUAAGUAUGAUGUCGUCGACAGGCCUCGACUGUCCACCUCAAGAGUACUUCGAGCGGUAUAUUCUCAGUUCACAUGGCUUUCUGAUAACAAAACAUGAAUAUACCCUGUGGCUGGCAAUACCGAUAUUUAUUUUAAGCAAGCUAGCAACAGUGCUAUGGAACUUCCAAGACCUGAUAAUAAUAUUAAUUAGCAUGGGCCUCGCGUCGAGGUAUAAUAGACUGAAUGUUUUCCUGCGACGACUUGUUAUGUAUGAGAAUGAUAUGAAAGCACACAACUUGCAACAAAAUUUGGUUAAAAGAGUAUAUCUUUGGCGGCGUCUGCGCAUAGCCUACGUCCAUCAAUCACAGCUCGUGAAGAGGGUAGAUCAGUGUCUUGGAGGAUUGAUAUUACUCAGUAACCUUAAUAAUUUGUAUUUUAUCUGUCUUCAGCUUUUUCUAGGCAUAAGUGUCAGCCAAGAAAAAGGCACAGUUAUAAAUCGUAUCUAUUACUUUUACUCGCUUUCCUGGUUAUUGUUUCGUGCAAGUGGAGUUCUAUUGGCAGCCGGCGAUGUUCAAUUGCAUUCUCAAAGGGCGCUACCAGAACUGUACAGAUGCGGCAGCGCAGCCUACAAUAUUGAAAUAAAAAGACUAAAAUACCAAUUACAGCAUCAGAUCGUAUCAUUAAGUGGAAUGGAUUUAUUUUAUCUGUCUAGACAAAAACUGUUAGAGGUAGCAGGGGCUAUCGUAAAAUAUGAAUUAAUUUUACUACAAUACGAUAAAGAUCGCAAUUGA
Messenger RNA from Pieris macdunnoughi, 1221 nucleotides. NCBI's taxonomy places the organism in Eukaryota, Metazoa, Arthropoda, Insecta, Lepidoptera, Pieridae. The record is from the annotation of a GenBank genome assembly.